Molecule: messenger RNA, 741 nt
Organism: Ostertagia ostertagi
Lineage: Eukaryota; Metazoa; Nematoda; Chromadorea; Rhabditida; Trichostrongylidae
Source: the annotation of a GenBank genome assembly
AUGAGUGCCAAGAAAUGUGCUCGUGAGGAAUGCGGGAAAACAGUGUAUCCGAUAGAAGAGCUGAAGUGCUUAGAUAAAGUUUGGCAUAAAGGGUGUUUUAAAUGCACAGUAUGUGGAAUGACUCUAAGCAUGAAGAACUACAAGGGCUACGACAAAAAGCCUUAUUGCGAGCCGCACUAUCCCAAGACUGUGGCCUCUGUCGUAAUGGAUACACCUGAAAUGAGACGUGUUGCAGAAAAUACCAAGAAUCAAAGUCAAGUGCAGUAUCACGCCGCCUAUGAAAAAACCAAAGGAACCAAGAUUGAAGUAGCAGAUGAUCCGGAAAUGGAGCGUCACAGAAAAAACAUGCAGGCACAAUCACAAGUCGCCUAUACUGGAGAAUUGGAUAAAAGGAAAAGAAUGGAAGAAGUUCGUCCGACUUACGUGCCAGCAGAAGCUUCUGGUUCAGAAACCCGAUACUGUCUCGAUUUUACAGAAAGUGGACGUAAUGCUGCGUCCGGUGCUGCUAAAUCUCUUUCACCAAGCGGAGCUGCUGGAUUUGCUGUGAAAGCAAUUUAUGACUACACCGCUGCAGAUAAAGACGAAGUGUCAUUCCUGGAAGGUGAUGUCAUUGUAAACUGUGAGAAAGUGGAUGAUGGUUGGAUGACUGGGACAGUUCAACGCACACUACAAUGGGGUAUGCUGCCUGCCAAUUACGUUCAGCCAUACAAGCUACCUACUGGACUAGCCAGAAUCAAGUGA